AUGGCUACCCCCAGUGUUCUUACCUUUGAUGUUGAGGGUCGUGCUGUUAACUUUGAGGACUCGGUCGAUGACCUCCAGCUGUUCCUACAGUGCGAUAGGGCUGACGGACUCUCGCUGUUUGAUCUCACCUCUGGUGCCUCUCCUGCCCCGUCUACUACUGCUGAAAGCACUGUUCGCUCACAGUGGGCCACACGCAAUGCUGCUGCCCAUCUUGCUGUGCGUCGCCACUUACCGACCACUGAGCGUGCGCACUUUAGCCAGUACAAGAGUGCUCAGACCUUGUACGACGCAGUAGUUGCAGGCUACUCCUCCCCUUCCACUACUGCGCUUAGCCGCCUCAUGCUGCCGUACCAGUUCCCUGACCUUGCUUCCUUUCCCACAGUCGCUGACCUCAUUACGCACCUUCGCACUAGUGACACUCGCUACCGCGCUGCGCUUCCUACUGAGUUCUGUGCCAAGAACCCCCCCCCCCCCCCCAUGUACAUCACCCUCUACUACAUAGUCACCCGGCUCCCUGACUCCCUUCGCUUAGUCAGGGACCACUUCCUCUCAGUUUGCCCCACCACACUCACCGUUGAUCUCCUCGAGGAGCGCCUCCUAGCAGCAGAGAAGAGCAUAGUCGCUGUAGGAGCCUCUCGUGGUGACCCUCGCACCCCCGUCUUUGAGGGUCGGUCGGCGCGGCGUCUGCCCCUAGCGGGAGACGCCGCACCGGCAAGGGCAAGGGGGGCAAGGGCGCUGGAGGGGCUGGCGGGGGCGGUGGAGGUGGUGGUGGAGGCAGUGGAGGGGGUGGGGGUGGUGGUGGGAGUGGUGGCGGGGUUGGAGGUGUCGGUGGCAGCAGUGGAGGCGGAGGAGGCGGCGGCGGUGGCGGAGGGAGCGGAGGCGGCGGAGGUGGUGGAGGCGGCGGAGGUGGCGGAAGCGGCGGAGGUGGCGGAGGCGGCGGCGGCAGCGGUGGAGCUGGUCGCGGCUCUGCGUAGAGGAGUGGCUCCGGUGCGCGGUGGGGGUACUGGUCCCUGUACCUACGUCCUCUGUACCGGCAACCGCACUGGUGAGCAGUGCGGGGGCCCGCACUCCACCCAGCGCUGCUUCGGCCGCGUGACGGACGCGUGGCGUCACCAGUUCCUUGAUGCCACUGAGAUCCUUCGCUGGGGAGAGCUGUCUAGGGCGGGGGUUGCUGUCUUUGAUCUUGAUUAUGAUGCUAUUCUUGCUGCCAUGUAUGCUGUGUCUGAUAGUGUUGAGGGUGACUGUUACCUGUGUGUUCCGCCUGACCCGGGCAUUGAGACUGCUGCUCUAGGUGCUGGUGAGGCUGCUGCUCUAGGUGCUAGUGCGUCUGCUGCCCCAGGUACUGGUGAGUCUGCUCUCUCAGGUACUACGUCGGCUCAGGCCUUACAUACCUUCACCCUUGACUCGGGGGCUUCCCGCUCCUUCUUUCGAGACCGCACCACGCUUACGCCGCUUAGUCGGCCGGUUGCGGUCUCCCUGGAGGACCCCUCUGGGGGUCCUGACCUUGCUAGCUUCUCCACUGUCUUACCGUGCCCAGCCGCCCCCUCUGGCACCCUGUCAGGUCUCUACCUCCCCUCGUUCUCUACGAACUUGGUGAGUGGAGCUGAUCUACAAGACAGGGGGGUUGACCAGUUCACUCCUACGAGUCAGCGGGUGACCCACUGCACGUGUGCUCGCACAGGCCGACACUUGGCCACGUUCACCCGUCGGCCGGGGUCGAGCCUGUACACACUUACUACUGAGUCUCCUCCUGCUGCUGAGUCUGGUCAGGUAGCUGCGUCGAGUCAGCUGUUUGCUGCAGCGUCCAGGUCUGGUCCUGAGUCUGCUCCCUGCUCGUUUCGUCUCCUGUCCCACCAGACUCUCCCUUGGCACCACCGCCUUGGUCACCCCUCCCUGCCUCGUCUCGGAGGCAUGGCCUCCCGUGUCCUUGUUGAGAAGAAUAGAACGAGAAUGAAAUGA
Molecule: messenger RNA, 1959 nt
Organism: Closterium sp. NIES-65
Lineage: Eukaryota; Viridiplantae; Streptophyta; Zygnematophyceae; Desmidiales; Closteriaceae
Source: the annotation of a GenBank genome assembly